Messenger RNA from Medicago truncatula (barrel medic), 1134 nucleotides. RefSeq names its product fasciclin-like arabinogalactan protein 11. Gene Ontology annotation, biological process: plant-type secondary cell wall biogenesis. Bases 111 to 953 code for a protein of 280 amino acids. The record is from RefSeq and is a predicted model, not a curated record. NCBI's taxonomy places the organism in Eukaryota, Viridiplantae, Streptophyta, Magnoliopsida, Fabales, Fabaceae. Gene Ontology annotation, cellular component: plasma membrane. The transcript has a single exon.
CCACACUCCCCAAUCAUCAAACACACAUUUCAUCAUUCACACUCUUUCAUAGCCAUCAAAACCCUAAAAAAUUAUAUCUACAAAGAAGGCUUAAAACAAAGAACUUGAAGAUGAAACAAGUCACUUUCUUCUUUUUCUUUUCACUCUUUCUUCUCUUUUCAUCCACAUUAUCCAUUUCACAAGCACCUGAAUCAUCCCCAAAAUCUCCUAAAAAAACACCCCCUACCCCAAAAGCAACAGCACCAUCACCAAAAUCAUUAGUCCCCACAUUGCCUGAAUCACCAGACUCAACAGACUCCGUCCCUGACGACAUCACAACAAUCCUUAAAAAGGCGAAAACAUUCUCCGUCCUAAUCCGUCUCCUAAAAACAACAGAAAUCAUGAGCAGCGUAAACUCGCAGCUCAUCACAGCAAAAAACGGCGGCUUAACAAUCCUCGCGCCAGAUGAUUCAGCAUUUUCAAGCCUCAAAGCCGGGUUCCUUAACUCCUUAGACGAAAACAAAAAAAUAGAACUUUUACAGUUCCACAUCUUACCUCAAUAUGUAGCGAGCUCAAACUUCGAUUCUUUAAGCAACCCUGUUCAAACAAUAGCUGGUAAAGACCCGACAAGGCUUCCACUUAAUGUUUAUGCAUCAGGUAACAAUGUCAGUCUUUCAACCGGGGUUGUUACUGCUUCCGUUGUGGGUGUUGUGUACACUGAUAACAAGCUCGCGAUUUAUCAUUUGGAUAAAGUGCUUCUUCCUCGUGAUUUCUUCGCUACUAAGGCACCUGCUUUGGCUCCAACUCUUGCUGCUGCUGCUAAGGCUCCUAAAGCUGCUAAUAAGGAAAAUUCUUCUGCUGAUGAUCAAGAUCAAAAUGAUCAGGAUCAAGGUAAAUCCGGAGCAGUGAGAUUGUGUGGAAUUCUUGGAACAACGUUGAUGUCUUUUGUUGCUGUAGCAAUGAUAUGGAGUUGAUGAAUGGUUUCCAUUUGGAAGUUGCAUUUUAAUUUUUUUAUGUCUAUCUCGCCAUGCCACUUUUUUGUUGCUUUUCAUUUGAAAUUUUCUAUGGUUUCUUGAUUUCUUGUGUAUGAAUCCUUGUGUCAUUUUUAUUGUAAAAUCAUUUUUAUUGUAUAAAAAAAGUUUGAUUUGGAUGGUA